CGAUUCGUCAUUCUUUUUUUUUCUUGUUGUAUAAGGAGUCAAUCCAACAACCGAUCAGUCAAAGAAAAGUACUAUAGCUUGGUUACCUCCCGUUCCCGGUGCCACCAGCUCAGCACAAUGGGCGCCGCCCCUCCCCGGUCAGACCGGAAUUCUCAUUGAGAAGAAUGGAACUCUUGUUGUGGUUGACCCAUGGUUCAGCUUCUGUCUGUCUCUCUGUCCGUCCGCCCGGCCGUCCGGCCGUCCUGGGCAGAAACUCAAGUUCAGCGGUGGGUGCCCUUUUGUGUGACCUGCUUUGGAUUGAAAGCGGCUUCUUAUCCCACUGUGGCAUAUCGGAACAUGUUGAUCCAUUACCCUCGAAGAUAGCCUACAAGAAAAGAAAAAGGUUAAAUCGUUUUCUCUUUGCAUCCGACCGGAACCCUCCAAAUCAGAAGGUAUCGCCCGGCGAUGUAGGCAAGAAUUAGAUAGACUACGGGCGCCUUGGGCC
Aspergillus homomorphus CBS 101889 is the source of this 484-nucleotide messenger RNA. RefSeq lists its product as uncharacterized. NCBI's taxonomy places the organism in Eukaryota, Fungi, Ascomycota, Eurotiomycetes, Eurotiales, Aspergillaceae. Bases 165 to 461 code for a protein of 98 amino acids. The transcript has a single exon. The record is from RefSeq and is a predicted model, not a curated record.